UGAACCACACGUGUAAUACAAGGGAGGCAAUGAAAGCCACGUCAAUUCCACUUGUUAGACUUUGGUGAUCCAACACUUUGUGUAUAUAUUUGGCAAAGAACAAGGGAUGACUGCAUCAGUUUGGCCUAGAAUAAAGGAGGACGAGAAAAAGAAUAAUAAUGUCAGGGGCACAAGGGGCACAGCCGCCGGGAGCAAAGACGGCGACGACAUACGAAUCGGUGGUGGGAGGAGAGAAUAGGACGAAGACGGAGCUGCGUUCGACGGAGGAUCAGGGGAUGAUGCAGAUUGAUAAACAACAGGACAAGGUUCCUGAUCCAGCUGGGAAAGGUGGGCCAGUUUUUGGCGCGGGUAAAGAUGAUGACAAGAACGACUUGGGCGUCACAGGGACCGGCACUGGCUAACGCAAAUUUUAUAUAUUUUUCAUGUACCUUCCUUUUCGUGUAUCGCAUUAAACCUCUGUACGAUAAUAAUAAUA
Messenger RNA from Manihot esculenta (cassava), 475 nucleotides. RefSeq lists its product as uncharacterized. The transcript has a single exon. The record is from RefSeq and is a predicted model, not a curated record. Bases 159 to 401 code for a protein of 80 amino acids. NCBI's taxonomy places the organism in Eukaryota, Viridiplantae, Streptophyta, Magnoliopsida, Malpighiales, Euphorbiaceae.